This is a messenger RNA of Tetrahymena thermophila SB210, 2907 nucleotides long. RefSeq lists its product as hypothetical. NCBI's taxonomy places the organism in Eukaryota, Ciliophora, Oligohymenophorea, Hymenostomatida, Tetrahymenidae. The record is from RefSeq and is a predicted model, not a curated record. The transcript is spliced from 11 exons. Gene Ontology annotation, cellular component: cilium. Gene Ontology annotation, biological process: cilium organization.
AUGAGCAAUUAAAAAGCUAUUGUUGAUAAUAAGCUAAAGUUGACUUAGACAAAUCCUUAUGUUGUUUCUCAUAAAGCUUACGAUUCAGGACCUUUAGGAUUUACUUCAUCUACAGGAUUUUAAUUUUAUGAAGUUAAAGAGAAUGACCCUAGGUUUUCAAAAAAGUUUAAAACUGCCAAUCCAGAAGAUUAUGAUUAAUCAGUGGCUAAGAAGGCUAAAGUAAUAAAAAAGAUAGAAUAUUCUGGAGGAUAUCGUGUACCUAAAGAGUCCUUAAAUAAACCUUAUAUGAAAAAUAAAUGUUGGAAAUCAAAUGAUGACCAAGAUGAUAACGAAAAAUACAGCAAAGAAUAAAUUAUGAAGAAAUUAGGAUUAGAAAUUCCAAAUUAGCAAUCAAAUAGCUCUAAAAAAAGAAAGUAAUCAAGAUCCAGAUCUAGAUCUUUAGGAACUAUUUAAGAAAAAAAUAGAUAAAAUAUUACAAAUAUGAGCUCUUAAGCUCUUGUCAAUGAAGCAGAAAAGAAGAUCAAUGAUAUACAUUAGCGUAGAGAAGAAUAAAAUUAGAGAUAAAAGAGAGAAGACGAGUUAAGAAAGAAAGGUCAAAAACUUAUUUUAUAGAACUAAGAAACACAUGAGGAAGUGUAUGUGACAGUAGAUUCUCACAAAAUAAAAAUGAUACAAACAUAUAUCAAAUAACUUGAACUUUAAGAAUAGCUUGACAACAUACAAAGACUAAAAUCAGAGAACAUUUAUACAAGAUCACCUUCAAAGAUGAAAAAAGCACUAACUUUAGAAGAUAAAAUGAAGAAAGAAUUCACCUUAAAAGAGAUUUAAAAUGAAUUAAAAUAUGUAGAAUUAAUCAGAAAUCAUGAAAUUUAUAAAUUAGAAAAAGAGAAAAUUGCUUAAAUUGCAAAGGUUUACUUUGCUCUUAAUAAGAAAGACUUUGACUUAAAUGAGUUUUUAUCUCCAAACAAUGAAAGAUGGGGCAAAUCUCCAGUCGUUAGUAUCGCUAAGAAUGAAUAAAAUCCAUUCAGCCAUUUGCUUUUUUCGAGAGAAGCAUAUAUUUUACUAGUUGAUAGGAUAGUGAAAGAAUUGCAAGAUCUUCAAAAAAAAUCAGAGAUGUUUAACAGUCUUAAUCAAAGUAAAGACAGAAAGAUUGAGAGUGUUGACAGCGUUAUUAUAGAAAAGUUUUUUAAUUAAAGAAUAAAUGUUAAGGACAUACUAAAUAUAUAAAACGAACAAAUUUCUAAACUAAUUUCAAAGAAAGAAACAGUUUCUGUUCAAGAUAUCAAAAAUUAGCUGAUUAAUAUUGCUAACAUUUAAAUUAAUGAAAGAAACCAAAUUAUCAACAAAAUAGAACAAUAAUAUGAAGAAAAAAUGAAAAUAUUAAGAGAUGAGUUUGAAAAGUAAGAGAAAAUAAAAGAACUAAAUUAGGAAUUAGAAAUUAUCAAAUAAGAAAAUCAAGAGUAGGGAAUUGAAAAUCUAGAUGAAUAAUAAAUAGAAAAAAUACUAGAUAUGGAGGAAAAUCAUUUAGGUGGCUAUGACUCUGACCCCGAAGCUUUAACACUCUAGUAAAGAACUAUCAUGAUAUGUAAAUAGAAAAGGGAAUUAUAAAAAGAAGUUUUGCAAAGGAGAUAAGAAAGAUGCAAAUCUGAAGAUAAAUUCCGUUUAACUCUACCUAUUCCUUAAGAAUUUGAAGAACGUGCAAGAUAAAGUAAAUUUAAAAAAAGUAUAAGAUAAACUAAGCUAGAAGAAAUGAUAAAGGAAUUGUAAGAAAAGGAUAAAUCAAUAUAUGGAUAUGUUUUUAAACCAAAAGAAAUACCUGAGAGUGUCAGAAUUCCAAAUUUAUACGAAUAAAUUAUGGAAGAAAAUGAUAAGAGAAGAGAAAUAGUUAGAUAAACUUCAAAAUAAAUGACACUAGAAAACGAAAGACCUUUUAGUUUCUACUACAGAGAUAUGGAUAAAGAAAAAGUAUAUAAAAGACCAUACUGGGAAAGAGAAAAAUUUGUGUUUAGAGCUAAUGCAAUUCCAAAGCAUGUGACUUAAAAAAGGUUAGAAAAAAUGAAAAAACUUCAAGAAGAAAAAAGGAAAUAAAGGGUAUAAAAAAGAAAAGAAGAACUAAUAAGAAUGUCUUCACUUCCUCCUAGAAUGGCUAAACAUGAAGAGGAAAAGAGGUAAAAAUUAUUAUAAGAAGCUGAUGAAUUUGAUGAAGAGGGUAAUCCUAUUUUGAAAUAGCAAAGCAGUAGCAAAUAUUUUAAAUACACGUUUGAACCUCCUAGAGCUAAAAAAAUACCUGAUUUUCAUAAACUUCAUAAGACAUUUUAGCAAGAACUUGAUGCUAAAAAAGCAUCAUUUAAACCUACAAUAAUGGAGCCAUUUGAUUUUGAAGAGUCUAGGAAAUUACCAAAUAGAGAUUAUUUAGAUUAAGAGAAUAUGCUAAUAAGAGCAACCUUAGACAAAUUUUAUCAGCAUAAAUCAGAAAAUAUUCAAAAAAUUACUUAUAUAGAUCCUGAUAAUUUGCCUCCCUCAACAAAGAAAUCUCAGGAGAUAAUAAAAUUCAGAAAAAAAUAAGAUGAAAUAAAAAGAUAAAAAGAAAAGGAACAGUAAGAUGAAUUACUUGCUAGAGAAAAAAAGAGAGAAGAAUUAAAAAAGAGAUUUUAUGCUUCAGAUGCACUUAAAAAUUUCUAAGAAGAAAGAGAGUAACAAAAACUAGAAAAAGAGAUGGAAAAAUAAAAACAAAAAGAGUAUGAGAAAUAGAUGAAUGAAGAAUUCCACAAUAAGAUAAAAGAAAAAUUGGAUGCAAAGCCUCUCCUUAUUGAAAAAUAUGAUAAAGAUUAGUCUGCCAUUGAGAAGGUCAAAGAAAAGUGGACAUACAAAAAUAGUUAAAAUAGCAAAUAUUCUUAAAAAUAUUGA